AUUAUGAAUUUGCACAACAUGUUGGACGUAAAUAUUGGCAAAGGGAGUUGUUUCCUGAAAUAACUCACGACCACAAAAUGUCGGACUAUCCCGACAUCCGUAGUUGACAUUCAUAUUAAUAAAUUAUGGAAGGAUCGUUGACAUUUAACAAUUAACAUUACAUAGUUUUGAUGCAAAUAGUUGAACCUAGGUUAAUUGGACGGUUGAGGAUUUGCUAUUUCUGUUAUCAGCUAGCGUUAAGGCCUAACACCAUUGUUGUUAUAAUGUAAUUGAUCGCAUAACAUUUAAAGCUUACUAUCGGUGAUGUUAUUAUAGAAGUAUCAAUGAAAUUAUAGUUUUUGGGAUUCAAUCUUAUUCACAUUAUUUGUAUGGACUAAAACGUUGUACAAUGUAUUCAGUUUAUUACGUCCUUGUUCAAAGAAAAUUUCACGUUAUUGUUAUACUUAUGUGCAUUGGAAUACUUGGAAUUAAUUUUAUAGAUUUUCAAGAUACGCCAGUUAAACAAUACAGAAAUCCAGCGUUCAAUAGGUCAUUUAGAUUCAGGAACGUAACUCUUAAAAUUGAGGAAAUACGACAAGGCUUAGUUAAUAUUCAAGAGGCGCCAGUUAGACAAUACAAAGAUCCAGCGUUCAACUGGUCAUUCAGUUUCAGGAACGUCACUCCUAAAUUUGAGGAAAUACGACAAGGCUUGGUUAAUAUUCAAGAGACGCCAGUUAAACAAUACAGAAAUCCAGCGUUCAACUGGUCAUUCAGUUUCAGGAAUGUCAUUCCUAAAUUUGAAGAAAUACAAGACUUAGUUAAUAUAACGAUUAAAGAAGCAAACGAAACAUCUUGCACAGAACUGAACAUUGACAAUGAACUUACCAAUGAGGAAACGAAAGCGAUUAAAGCUAUUGGAUCCAAAUACGAAACAUUCCUCAAAAAGUAUGAAACCAAAAAUCGAAAGCGUCAGGUUCCAGCGGAUAUAAACAUAACGGAGAUCCUGUUUCGUUCCUCUGCUUUUCAGAGAAGAUCUGCAAGAAAAGUAUGUGCUGAUAGGGUUGACAAGAUGUGUGGACGAGUAGUUGAAAAUUUGGAAUUAAAUCCUCGCGAGAAAAUUAUAUUGCCAUUUGAAAACUUCUUUAAACCAUUUUCUGAACUAAAACACGCUCACGUAUUUUACGAUUUGCGAAACAAAUUGAAAUCUUUUCGAGAUAGAAUGGUAUAUAGUAUUGGUAUAACUUAUCAUUAUCUCCCAUCUCUUAUCAAUUGGAUAAUUGUUGCUAGGCAACUAUGCAUCCCACCUAUUGGUAGAAUACUUGUAUAUAGUCAAGAUAUUGAGGUUUGCGAGUUUCUUGAUAAUAGAAAAAUAAACGUAAGCUGUUUAUAUUAUAACAUUGAUGAACUACGCAAAAC
Owenia fusiformis is the source of this 1395-nucleotide messenger RNA. Lineage: Eukaryota; Metazoa; Annelida; Polychaeta; Sabellida; Oweniidae. The record is from the annotation of a GenBank genome assembly.